Molecule: messenger RNA, 9895 nt
Organism: Sphaeramia orbicularis (orbiculate cardinalfish)
Lineage: Eukaryota; Metazoa; Chordata; Actinopteri; Kurtiformes; Apogonidae
Gene: mafa
Product: MAF bZIP transcription factor a
Exons: 3
Coding region: 404-1399 (331 amino acids)
Biological process (GO): regulation of transcription by RNA polymerase II
Cellular component (GO): nucleus
Molecular function (GO): DNA-binding transcription factor activity, RNA polymerase II-specific; RNA polymerase II cis-regulatory region sequence-specific DNA binding
Source: RefSeq, a predicted model, not a curated record
CCCUCUAAAAAAUCGCCCCACCAGUCAGCGGCUUAUAACGUGCGAGGCUACAUUUGACUCCCUUACUUUCGGCUUUUUCCCCCCUCUCCGCUUGCGCAAUGCACUCAUGAAGAAACGUGAAGUGUUAAAUGUUUGAAAUACAAAACCGCCGAAUUUCAUAUGCUGAAAAAGGACUCCGCUACUCGUGUGCGCGGCACUGCUGUGUCUGUGCAAUAGACUCUGCAAAGAAAACUCCUCACACACGCCUGCAAGUCUGAGGCUGCACAAGGGACGCUGAAAAACUCAUUUUUCGUUUUUAAGACAAACGCCUAAAAAAAAUAUCAAACUGGCUCACGUUCUUCCCAACCAGCCCAGUUUGACAGCUGCUCUUCACCCCAUUUGGAGGACUGUCAGCAGCAAGAGGAUGGCAUCAGAGCUGGCAAUGAGCAACUCCGACCUGCCCACCAGUCCCCUGGCCAUGGAAUAUGUUAAUGACUUCGAUCUGAUGAAGUUUGAAGUGAAAAAGGAGCCGGUGGAGCCCGAUCGCAACAUCAGCCAGUGCAGUCGCCUUAUCGCCGGGGGAUCCUUGUCUUCCACCCCGAUGAGCACGCCUUGCAGUUCGGUGCCCCCUUCCCCAAGCUUCUCGGCGCCCAGUCCGGGCUCGGGGAGCGAGCAGAAGACACACAUAGAGGAUUUCUACUGGAUGUCCGGUUAUCAACAGCAGUUGAAUCCAGAGGCGCUGGGCUUCAGCCCCGAAGACGCGGUCGAGGCGCUGAUCAACAGCAGUCACCAGCUCCAGUCGUUCGAUGGCUACACCAGGGGCCAGCAGUUCGCCGGCGCAAACGGAGCAGGAGGCACCAUGGCCGGAGAAGAGAUGGGCUCCGCCGCCGCAGUCGUGUCGGCAGUCAUCGCCGCCGCAGCCGCUCAGAACGGGGCGCAGCACCACCACCACCACCAUCACCACCACAGCGGCGGACACCACCAAGCGCCCGGCGUCCAGUCCAACGGCACCUCCGGGACCAACCACCCACACAUGCGCCUGGAUGACCGGUUCUCAGACGAGCAGCUGGUCACCAUGUCCGUGCGGGAGCUCAACCGGCAGCUACGAGGGGUCAGCAAGGAAGAAGUGAUCAGACUGAAACAGAAGAGGAGGACCCUAAAGAACAGAGGUUACGCUCAGUCCUGUCGGUUCAAGCGGGUCCAGCAGCGGCACGUCCUAGAGGGAGAGAAGACGCAACUCUUGCAGCAAGUCGAGCACCUAAAGCAGGAGAUCUCCAGGCUGGUCCGGGAGAGGGACGCGUACAAAGAAAAGUAUGAGAAGCUUAUCAGCAACGGCUUCAGAGAAAAUGGAUCCAGCAGUGACAACAACCCUUCAUCCCCGGAGUUUUUCAUGUCAUCGAGAAAAUUCCUCCAUCUGUGAUUUCAAGCCCCACUCCUUCGUGCCCUUGGUUUCCUGAGACGACUGAACGACUGAGCAGUGACGACAUCGGAGCCGUUGACCAGUCGCACGAAGACACCUACAAAGCACAACGUUCAAAAAUGACUUCCCUGAAGAAAAGACCUGCUGAAAUUCCUCCAGAUUCCUUACAGUGAACAUCUUUAAAGCCUCGAGCAAUUCACGUUACCCUCCCUGAUAUUUUACCUCCAGCUUUUUUCUAGGAAAUACGGAAAAUCAAUUUAAAAAGAGAGACUCUCCAAAAAAUUCAUUGGGAGGACUAUUUUAUCUUCGGUGGGAAGAUCACAGAUGCAUGCUUCUGUAAAUAGAUCAUAAUGAAACCCUGUUCUUAUUCCUGAUAUAGGAAACAUACCAAGACGUUCUCAGCAUCUCAUACACCUUCUUGACUGUGGAUAGAGUACUCAUGGUUAACUAUUUUCCAUGUAAACCCAGUCUUCUUCUUCUUACCUCCCCAAAGACUAUGUAAUUAUCAGUUUUAAAAUAUCAUUUCUCUUCUCUCUGGAGUUCUUUGGACGAUAAAAAUUGUACUUCCUCAUCUUCUUCUUACUCUCUUUGCAUAACAGCCUAGUCUUCCUCUCCAGUAUCCACUCUAGUUCAUGUAAAUAGAGAUGAAUGAAGACAACAGCAUGGAACAGACAAUAGUGUAUAUUUACCACCUCACCGAUACAUCACAAAGCUCAAUAUUGUGGAUAUUUCAAGAUGUUUCCACCAAGUUUUAAAUACUUGAACUUGUUUUCUGAUAGCUAAAGACAUAGACCCAGAUAUCUAAACAUCUGUCCCUACGUAUUUGAGUAGAAGCAUAAAGAAGCAUUAGCUAUAGGUGAUGCUGUUGUUUGACUUCCUGACAGUGAUUUUUUUGUAUUAUGACUCAAUCUGCCAGGAAAUGGUCAAACUAAAAAGGACAAGCAGGCAUUUCACACAAGCCAUUAGCUGGACUUGGCAAGUUUUUUAUUUAUUGAUAUAUUAUUUAUAAAUGUCAUUUUAUUUUAGAUUAUUAUUUACACUUUUCUCCCAGUAUAUACCUUUUUUUUUUUUUUUUCCCGGUUGUAAUAUCUGCCCUCCACAGCCUCUUAUGAGGGAUGCAACUAAAAAGCAGCUGAGUUAUUAUUUACAUGGUUUAAACAUUGCUCCGAUCCUGAGCCAACAUGCGGGGAGAAGAACACCUCAGUGACUGCAAUGUAGACAUGAAGGCUCUGACCUCCGUCUUCUACUGACUAUGAAGAAAACCAAAUGGACUCAUAGAUAAUAUGCCAAGCCAAUGAACAGACAACCGGAAAGGUUAUCCCUCAGUGGUGAAGACAGAAAACCUUUGCAUGGACAACAGGGGAAAUGAAACCUUGUUGAACACCUCACCUCCACUGUUGUGCAUCCUCUACCUCUCAGUGUGUGCUGUGCAUCAAGGAAUUCAUGACUUUUCUGUGACCCCUCUACUGUCCCUGCAGCCCACUGCUCCGCUGCAUGUCCCCAGAGUCUCAUGAGGAGAGUGUUACUCCGUGAUGAAUGCUACUGAUGGAUGCACAUGGCAAUGGGGAAAAUAAACGCUUGCUCACUUUGACACAAACAAAAUCACACAUCCAAGCACAUACACACAGAUGCACAAUCAUACACGGCUUCACUCAGAUAUGUUGCUGUAUAUAUAUGUACAGUAUAUCCACUAUGUAUAGUCUCAGAUGCUGUACUUUGCAUGUUGACUUGUAGAUGGAACGUGACCAUUAUUCAUAGAAGAGGAUGUGCAGGUAGGCCUAGUCACUCAACUGACUCUCUAAACCAAUGCAAGCUCUUUGUCAGCUCUUUAGUUUGCUUUUUAGUAAAUAUUAAGUGACAUGAGUGAAAUACCUUCACCUCUUCAGUCUUAUUCUUAAAGGUCCUCUUCAGCCAAACAGCAGUGCUGGUAGGUUUUAAACUCUUUGAAGAAACAUAUAACCUCACCUUUGAUGUUAGACAGAACCUGGCCAUAGUCAGCGCUGGUAGGAGGAGGAGGGGCGAAGGCGAACUGGGGCACUCCAAUUAAAUGGCAGCACACAAAGUGGCAUGGGGCAUCCUGCCAGCAACUGUCUAUUCAUCCUAUGUCAAAGGGAUUUGCACAUCUCAGUGAGUCAACGCAUUGCCAGAAAAGUCCAAGAGAGAUCAGGCUAGAUUGGAGAGAAAUGAUUGGCGAGAGAAAAAAAAAGGAUAUUUUGCCCAAAGUUUAAGCGCAUACUGACCUCAAGUGAGCAAAUUUUCCCAAUUGCCGUCCACCUAUAGAACACACUUUCCAGAUCGACAGCUUCUUCUGAGAGGAUUCAUCACCCCUUGACCUUAAACAGCAACAGCAUCAGGCAGCUCUUUGGGCCGUAAUGACCUCACGUCCUGUCUGAGGUUAACUCUGUGUUAAUGAGCAUGGCCCUCAGCUCAACCAGAUGUUCAGCCUUGUGGUUAAAGACCUGUUCUAUCCUGCUGAUACUUUAAUUCUUGCCCACUAUGGCUGGACAUGACUACACUUCACCAAAUGAAAGAUAAUACUGAAUAGGAAUUAGCUUUAAGCCCUUGAUGACAGUCAUGUUUCAUGUUGUACCAAAAAUCACAAUCUAAUCAGUGAGGCCCAUAUUUAGACUUUAAGUGACUUUAUAUUUAGAAUCCCUGUUUUUUUAAGCACCCUUGCGACGCCAAUUUACUGUAUAGAAAAUCUACUUAAUUCAUAUACUGUUAGAGUACACUGAAUCACAUACUGUUAGGGUAUUUACAGUCAGCAUAUAAACAAACAUGAAAUUAAGGCUUACGUCUUAGCAGUGAGUUUUUUUUUCUUUUUUUUUUAAGUAGAAGAUUUAAAGGAAAGGAUGAAGAUGUCACUCAAAACUGAGCAGUUGUAUGCGGUAUGAAAGAAGACAUUGAGCAAGCACUGAUCUUCUCUGAGCCUUAAGGCUUUCCACUUUCUUAGAAGUGAAACAAAGCCAUAUUUCUGCACAGCUGUAGGCAACGUGUGGCAGACCGAUUUGUUUUUCUCAGAUUUUAUAUACUGUGUUACUCUGCCCUGAUAGGCAGCAUGUGGACUUGCAUCUGGCAAUGACCCUGACUACAAUCAGGAAACCUGCGUAGAAGUCCACCUUCAUAUACAAAGUGUAUGCCAGUGCACACAAACACACAGAGGCCCAUCCCUUCUCUUUUUUUCUCUAUCACACACACACACGCCAUGCUAAUCUAAACAGCAAGGCUGUAUGUAAACAGAUCGUCGACAUAAUGGGAUUGUUCAGUGUGCAAACAAUAAGCUGUUAGAGUAAUCACAGGUCAAAGAUAUAUUACCCAGAGGGCCACGCUGUAGGUAUAUUAACAUGAUGGAUAUGUGGUAGAGAGGAGGGGGCAGGGAUAUGAAGGAUAUAGAGCUAUACUGAUUCAGAUUUACCCCCUAUUGGGCCCCGUCCGCUGCCUUUCUCUGUUCAACCUCCCUAAUAUGGGCCCCUCUUAAUCAGCCGUCCUCCCUCUCUUCUUGCUCUCUCCCUCAUUCACACACCUCUUUCUUACACUCUCAGUCCUUUCCUUUCCGUUUCAUCCCUCUAAGACCUCAUCCUUCCUUUUCUAAUUUCAUUGCCUCUAUCCUCCCCAUUUCCCUCUUGGUCAGAAUAGAUAUAAUCUGCUUUCCCCAAAAUGAUCCAUCCAUUUCUUUGGUGGGUUUAAGAACAGGAUAAAGUAGCUCUGCGAUCAUGUUUUUGGAUUAACCGUGAUUUUAGACCACUGACAUGUAUUAUCAGGGCUUUUAUCUAACACAGAGUGGAACAGAAAAACAUGUGUAGCAUUCCUUUAGAUAUAGUAUAUUAAGUUAUAUUUAUAUGUCUAAGAAUUGGUUUCAAUAGUGACCUUGUGAAUGAAGAUGAAACAUACCUCAUGCCCAGUAAUCACCACUUAACUAAGCUAAGAGUAUGGUGCAUAUGUGCUUCAAAGAGAGGCGGCGUACGAGUGGUAUGUCAGUCAAGAUAAAUCUUGUGUGGCUUACUCCAUUGCACAUCUAGCUUAUUAACUUAUCUCCACUUUAUUUGAUUACCAUCUAACCCAUUCUCUCAACUGGUUAAUAAGUCUAUGUCCUCCUGACUAAACACUCCAUUAGUGUCAUCACCGGCAAGCUUGUGUGUACUGCAGACGUCAGUGGGCCAUUGGAGCAGAUACACAUUGAGGCCAAGUGACAAAGUAAACACUGGGCUGAACACUGGGGAGGAAAACAACCUGUAAGACAGAUGAUAGGUACAAAGGUCUGAUGAUGACAGUAAUAGCAAACCAUUUUUCUCAUGCACUUGUAGCUGUAGAGGUGGGUUUUGUAUGUACAGCCCAUAAACACUAUGCACUCUGGGAGAUUAACAUGUUAAAUUUAACCCUGACUUAACUGGUGAGAAAAUAACACAUUUAUUUUUUACCAGGGAAAAAAUGGGAUUCACUUCUGUUGCCUAUGCAGGGAAACAUUUACAAAUGCACAAAUUCAAGCCGUUUUCCUUUCUCUGUCCACACUCCACACACACUAAGACACAGAGCGCCUGUGUGUCUGUGUCUGGUGGGGUGUCGUGAUUAACACUGACCUCAAACCAGACGUGGUUGGGGUAGUGGGAGUGGGGUGAAAGGUGAAAGGAUUACAGUGAGGCAACCCGGGUCAAAUGCUCUGCUCUGACCUCUGGCUCAGAUGUACCAUCUCAUAUUUUAUGACAUAUUAUGUCUAGUGUACAUACCCUCUUUACUACAAGUGCUUUCAUGUUUUGGAAUUUAGACUAAAAUCACAAUGUAUAAAAUGCUUAUAAUGUAGUACAUAAAGCAGCAUAUUAAGGCAGAGAGGAUGAGGGUUAGUCUAAUGAACAGACAGUUACAUGGGCAGAGGAGACCUCCUUAUGUCACGUAGCUAAUGACAGGGAUGAAUAAUAGAGCCUUUUAAGCCCUUAGUCCCUCCUCAUUCUGGCCGGCACAUAAGCUCGUGGUCUGGGUGAGCAGUUAGCAUCAAGCCCCUUGCUGAGAUGAGAUGGGCUCCCAAGAAGAUUUGGGGGAAUGGAGAGAAUCGGAUUAACCAAAAUGCUUCAAUUGGAAUAAAUGCUCUAGGCUGACCGCAGUGUAAUACCACUGAUAAAUGCUAUAAACCAAAUCUUUAGCAUCUGAUAAGAUAAUGGAGGAAACACAUCCUUUUAAGAAUGAUUAGCUGCGGUGAAAAUAGCCGGAACUGGUUGUAUAAGAAUGCAUCCAAGCCCAAGCAGGCUGAGUUGAUAUAAGCAGUGGAGACUUUUACAAAUAUCCAAGUUCUCACUAUAGAAAUAAAUAAAUGGGGAAAUAAUAAAUCGCCAGAAGCUGUGGACAGGUGGCAUUUCAGCCUGCACCGUUUAGCUGUGCAGUGUGGUUUCUGACAGCUUGAUUUAGUCUCCUGCACCUGAGCCAGAAAAACGAGAGAAAAUUAAGAGAGGAAAAACAGCUAAACUAGAUUCCAAUUUGCCUGCUUUGAAACAAUUGAUGAGGCUUAUGGAAUACACAGAACGGGCCGAGCUUAUUUUGAUCGCGCAAAGAUUAUGUGUACUCAUUCAGGGUCAGGUGCACAGGGCAGUUAGAGAGGUAAUAGUAGAUGAUUUGAUUUACCCUAAUGCUGCCAUUUGAGUCUGGCACUUUUUUUGGGCAAAUCGGUCGUUAGGGUGUAAAAUAGAGAUUAAAGUGACUCAAGGGGAGAUGCUAGGAUGCAUGCUGGUCUCCCUGCUGUGAACAGGGAGUAAUCCCUCAGUUUUAAAGAAGUGAAAAGUUUGUAGAGUCCAGAAAGUUAUGCAUACAUCCCUUCUGGCCCCCCUACAGAGCAGCGAGUGUGAGACAGCAGGGGAUAACCAUAUGCUAUCAAAGUGUUCUUCAAAGCUCCCAUCUUUAGUCCACUAAAUUAUACAGUAUCAUCACAUAUACCUGACAAAAACAGAAAAAAACAUAUAAUUAUGCAGCUCAAUGUAAAAAACACAUUUUAGCAAGUAAAUGAAAUGUCGCCUUUAUACACUUAUUUAUUUAAUUGUGGGAUGACUUUGUUUAAACUUUGUUUAAACAGUGGCCAUGUCCCCAUAGUGUGGGUCAGCUCAUGAUUUUGUAUUUACAUGCUUUUAAAAUACUGCUGCUGGUGGACAAUUAAAAAUUUAUGAUUCCUAUCACAAUGAGCCCCUUCACUGUAACCAGAGGUUAAUUUGCACUCGCCCCUCAUUUCAAUUGUACUCUAGUAAAUGUCCACAUUAUUUCCCACAUGGGCCGGGAUGAGGGGUUUGAUUAUCCAAAGGUAGGCCUUGGUUGGAUCUCUUAUUGUCAGAGGGGUCGUAAGCUGCAGUAACAGCUUCUAGGGUCUUAUUGCUAUGGUGAUCAGCCCCUUGCCACUUGGCCUUCGUGACCCCAGUCAGAGAUAAGCUUUAUGGGAAAGCACAUUAACAUGCUCCAGCAGUCACCCCCUCCUUUAUCAAAGGCAGUUCUGUGAAAUCAAGUGUUUAUAGACCCCCAGUGAGGCUGUAGUGCUGCUGAUUGCCUAUAUUAGAGGUUGAGUGUAAAUGAGCUGGAGGUGGACAAAGGACCUGUGCUAGUGGGAAGGAUUGAGUGAGUGAAACUGAUGUUAUUCUCACUAACUGAGCAAUAUCUUUAAUGACUGCAACACCCCAUGAGCAAGUUACCACCCCCAGGAUUACAAAUAUUGUCUGCAGUCUUAAUAAAUCCAUGUCUUCCAUUCUUUCUACAAAAAAUGACACUCCCGUAAUGUAAGAAAUUUUAAAAUGUGCAUAAAGAUAUGAUGUAAUAUAUUUUGCAGUUUUUUGCAGAUUUAUUAUAUUCGCAUUACGGUGUACUCUGUGUACAAGAUUUGUCUUCUAAUGUCUAUUUCUUUGUGUUUCACUGAUGGCAUUUUAUUAUAUGAUUUUUUUUUUCUUGAUUUUUCUGCAUAUUUUAUGUUGAGACGGGCCUUGUCCUGCGGCUUUGAACGAGACAUGGCAAAAAAAAAGUGUCAGUAGCGUGUGCCUGCUUACAGCCUGAUCACUGGUGAAAGAUCCUUUCAGUAUGUCUGCAAUGAUGGAUGGUGAUAGCCCUGUGUCUUUGUACACAUCAGGGGGCUCUACUGUUGUCACUAGAUAGAUAGAGGGAGCGAGAAAGAGAAAGAUGUAGCCGCAGCUUAAUGUCCUUCUCUGGUGCUGUGCAUGCUCUUUCCUAUUUGCUUUUCCCUUCACGGCACGGUUAACAUCGUAAAUUAACCUUUCCAAGCCCCCUGUGCUCAGAGACUGGUGCGCAGUACAGACAAAGGAAAAAAAAUAGAUUUGUGUUAUGCAAUGCGGUAGCACUGGUCAGGGAUGUAGCCUGUUACGAAUUGAGCUAUUCCUUAUUCAGUGGUAGGGUAUAAAACAAGAUACUUUGUUCAGACAAAUAACCAUUCUAUUUUAUGUGCAUGUCCUGUGUACUCUGCAAAUCAGUAUAAGGCUGCUUUUUGUUCUCCAUUCUAGAAAUGUAAAUGAAACACAUGAAAGAACAUGUAUUGUAGACCCCUCUCUUCUUAGUUCAAGUCUGUAAAUAGGAUGUAAAUACCAAACAGCUAUGCAUGCUAAUAUACAAGCAAUUUGUUCAGGUACUUUUGUAAUCCAGACUUCUCAUAUGGCAUGUAAUGAUGAAAAAAAAUCAAACAUGAAAACAUAAUAAAUUGUGACCUCGGCUAUGGUUUGUAAACAAUUUCAAAACUGGAAAAAUAUAUGUCUUUGCUGUUAAUGUUUUCUUACUGAUAACUAAUGCAUUGGCCUGCCAUUUACUACAGUGCUCUGCUCAUGUUUCUUGUUUAUCUUUUUUAUGUUUCAUAAGGUAGGGCUGAGGCAAAAAGCACCAUAAAUCACUGGUUUGUGGAAAAGUUGGGUUGGGGAAUAACAGAGUGAGGGAAGAAAUGACAGUGUUACUCUUUGUAGUUUUUCAUUGCUACUGCAUGUUCACAUGCAUACACUUAAUAAUUAAUUACAUAUCCUUAGUGUCUAACACAGCCGAUAAAAUGCCAUGAUUAAACUGUUUAGCUUAAAAGCACUACAAACUGGCCUGUCCUUUGAGUUUUCUCACCAAAAAUAAGUAUCACCAGCUUUAAAGUGUGCCAUUUUUUAUUUAAAUGGUAUGUUUUUUUCUGAUAUACAAAUGCAAUACGACAAACAACGAGGCUGGUGUAACAAGCGAUUUUGACUCAUUUCAAAUGAUCCAAAUCAUGACUGCAAGGGACUUUGAAAACCUUUCUCAUUUCUAAUAUUAUGUCCAAUAAAAACAAUUAUCUAUGCCAAAUUUGCCUCUGCCCUAGCAACUCUAAGCUGACAUUUUAUGGAGAUAGUGAGGGAUGAAGUAAGAAGAAAAUCUUUUUGAGUUUUAAGAGUGUUUAUUUUCGACCAUGUUACAACAUUAAAUCCCAAGGCGCUCAUGGUAGAUGGAAGUGUCUAAUUUUUAACCUGUGCUAAAGAUAUUUUAAAUUUAAUAAAUAAUUAUUGUAACAAGAAAGCA